Messenger RNA from Exophiala spinifera, 2145 nucleotides. RefSeq lists its product as uncharacterized. Gene Ontology annotation, biological process: DNA-templated transcription; regulation of DNA-templated transcription. Gene Ontology annotation, molecular function: zinc ion binding; DNA-binding transcription factor activity, RNA polymerase II-specific; DNA binding. Gene Ontology annotation, cellular component: nucleus. The transcript has 2 exons. NCBI's taxonomy places the organism in Eukaryota, Fungi, Ascomycota, Eurotiomycetes, Chaetothyriales, Herpotrichiellaceae. The record is from RefSeq and is a predicted model, not a curated record. Bases 1 to 2145 code for a protein of 714 amino acids.
AUGGCUGGUGUCGAAGAGUUGAAUCCGCAACUGGAACCACGACGGGCAUGCCACGAAUGUAACCGAAAGAAGACAAAAUGUGACAUGAGGCGGCCAGCAUGUGGUCUCUGUCUGAGGACGGGCAAUGCCUGCAACUUUCCCUCGAAGAGAAAGAAGCCGGUUCCUCGAAAACCUCUGAUGAAAGCUCAGACCCGAAAGAUUACCGAAAGCUUGUCCAAAUUGUUGGCAGUCUUAGAAAAGGCGUCACGAUCAGACGGGGAAAGUGAGGUCUCGCAAAACACCCCGGAGGUCUCUUCGGCAUUGGUCAAAGACUCUCUCAAGGACCUUCUCGUCGAAAUCAAAUCGCCGGAGGAACGAUCGAGCUUGCCAAAGGCAGCCACCUCUGGGAGCGCCGAAGGAGAUGAUGACGACAUUGAAGACGAGAGCAUCGGGACUGAUGAGGCUGACCUGUCCCAGACAGACCCUGAUACCUCAAAAGCAGAAUCGGUGGUCUCAAGCACGACCCCUGACACCGGAAAUGGACUCUCAUCUUCACUGGCCGCGGAUCUAGUCAAUCUGUUCUUCGAAAAGGUCCAGCCGUGGCUCCCACUCUUGCACCGGCCACGAUUCCAAGCACGCUAUAAAAGUAAAUUCCUUGUAGGCGGGGAUUUCAUGAAAGGCCUCUCCCAGGACGAACGACUCCUAUUCUACAGCAUGUUUGCCAUGUCGGCCCGAUUUACGAAACAUCAUCGAUUCGAUGCUAUCCUUCCUGAAAACCGAGGACAGAUGUUCGCGGAGCGAGCCAAAGAUGUCUACAUCCACAGUCGUAAUCUGAGGACUCCCUCGCUCAUGUAUCUGCAAGGCUGCAUCCUCCUUGCGUUCUACUUCUACACCUCCGGGCCAACCCACCAGGGAUGGCUGCUGAUUGGAGUGUGCGUCCGGAUGGCAUACGACCUUGGCUUAUUCGAGAUCGACGACGAGGAUUCGACACCAGUACGUCCUGUCGAUCACGUGGAGAAAGAGGAACUCAGAAGAGCCUGGUGGUUGGUAUGGGAGCUGGACGCUUUUGCUUCAACGGUCUCCCGAAAACCUUACGCGAUCGAUCGCAAGAGAAUGUCGGUAACGCUGCCAAUCUCGGAUGAAGCCUGGUUUUCCGAGAUCGAUGUGCCGUCUGCAGAGCUCAACUUCCUUCCAGGCCAAUCUUGGAGAUCUCUCCACGGCUGUCCAAAUCAAGACGAACGGGCGUGGUUCCUAGUAGCAAACAGUUUCAUGGCAACUAUCCAUGACAGGCUGCAGCAAAAGCAAGAGAUCACCCCAGACGAGAAGUUGACGUUGGAGAAUGAAGUCUGUUGUUUCAAGCUGGCACUGCCUCGUUCACUCCGGUUGGAUGCCGACACGUUAACGUUCAAUUCACUAUCCUUCUCGAGGUGCAAUUGGGUCAUCGGUACCCAUCUCAUGCUCAUGACUACAUCUUUUAUGGUUGCCGGCAUUAUGACCAGCGACAACGAUGACCGAAGCACCGCAGGUGCCAUGUCGCCUCUGCGCCAACGCGCAAUUGAUUUGUCACGAAUUAUCAGUCUCUGGGACGCCAGAUAUAUUGUAGUCGCCCACCCUUUCCUGGCAUGUAUGAUGCUGUCCCCCUACGCGAUAGAUGACAGUGCCUGUAAAUCACAAACAUUGGUCUCCUCGACACAUGACCUGGCGAAAUUGGUAAUCGGGCACUUUGGAGAACGAUGGAAGCUUGGCUCUGUCGUCCUAGAAAUUGCCAAGAUGCUCGAGCAAGGGGGACCACGCAACGACGAGGAAAAGCAGUUCGUCAAACAAUAUGCGGUAUUCUUCCGCAUCCCUCGACUCCGUGGCAAUACCCCGGCAUUCCUCCAGUCCGACCGUGGCCAGUCCGACAAGCCGGCCUCGAUCGUCGGCGAUGAGAUGGUGCAAGGGGGCAACCCUGAAAUCCAGCAGCAACGACUCCAAGCUCUGCCACCUUGCUCCUCCAUCGAUAUGUCCAACCAGCCGGAUACACCACAGUAUGAAGCCUCAAUGUUUGACCCGCAGAACUUUCCACAACUACCAGCCAAUGCUUACGAUCCAAUCAACGAGGUGGACCUGGGCUUUUCCGAUUUUUUCGGUGGCUUGCAGGAUACAGAUCUUGCCUGGCUGAAGUGA